GACGAGGGGAUGCGGUACAGACUAGACUGUAACACCUUUACUCCUAUACACGUUUUGUAGUCAGACAGAUGCAAAUGUCACUCAGGAAAACAAUUUUCUUUUCUGUGAGCCUUGUUAUAGAUAAGUUUAGCACGUGGGCUGCACAUCUUCUCAGCUCUUGGCGUGACCUACUCUAACACUCAAGCUGGCGGGUAGCGUUCUAUCACUUGGAGACUGCACUUCAGUCGAGACGCGGACAAGUAAAUGCACAGUACACCUGGAUGAUAUAUCCUGAAGAGAGUGCACCUACAUGACCAGUUCCAGGAAGACGUAGACAUAUGAUAUCAUGAUUUCCUGUGUUUUCGUCAUCGUGGUGUGUGCAGUCAGUCACGUGAUAGGACAAGACAACAUGUCCUGUGAGGCACUGAUGGAUACUACUAACGUGACCCACGGGUCUCUGACCACCAUCAUGGCCAAACACGAGGCCGCACUGUUGCUGUUGCUUGGCUUCGGGGGAUUCUCCAUCCUCCUGGCUCUCCUCUACAACGCCAUCAGAAAGUAUGUCUUUCACGACGCCGACAACCUCGACACGACGUUCGACGCUGGUGGGAAAGUCAGCAUGAGUUUGACGGCCGUCACUGUAGCCUCGCAGCUUCUGUGGCCUGGUGACUUAUUACAGAGCACCACUGUAGCCAUCAAGAAUGGUAUUGCUGGCACCUUCUGGUAUUCCGUGGGUGCGGUCACCAACAUGAUCCUGUUUCCCGUGCUCUCUGUCCAUUUCAAGACAAGGGCUCCAGGAGCGAAAACAUUCCUUCAGAUUAUCAACGCUCGGUUCGGGAAGCGAGCCCACAUUGUGUAUUGCUUCUUCGCACUACUGACAAACUUCGUGGUGAUGGUGUGCCUAAUGGUGGCUGGCAUCGCCACCUUUCAGUCCAUGAUAAAUAAUGCCUCUCCGGAAUUCUGCGUCCUUCUCAUGGCAACCCUCUUUGGUAGCUACUCCUUCGUCGGGGGCCUUGGGACGACCUUCUACGUCUCCUACUUCAACGCUGUGCUCAUCUUCAUCAUCCUUGUAUUCUUCAUCAUCAACAUAUUCUACCUUGAGAAUGCUGGCGACACGAGACUUCUUGGUAGCAUGGAGGCCAUAUUUAAACAGGUCUCCUGUCAGGAAGGACCUGCUGGCAACGAGGGCCGCAGUUACCUAACGUUCUGGUCAGAAGGAGCUAUCAUAUGGGGUAUCCAAGGCGUGUUCGCUACGUCAUCCUUGACCUUUUGUGACCAGGCGUCUUGGCAAAGUCGUAUUGCUGCCAAGCCAGUGCAAGGCGUGUUGGGGUUCUUCGCCGCAACGUACAUCUGGUUCGCCAUCCCUUCUUCUAUUGGAACAAGCACUGGUCUCGCCUACCUCGCUCUCAGCUCCUCAAACUCAUCAUUCGCCCUACCCUCCUCCGUCAUUGAUGCAGGUCUGGUGACGCCGUUUAUCGCACAGCAAGCCCUGGGUUAUGGCGGCGGAGUCAUGGUGUUAACGAUGCUGACGAUGGCCUUAAUGUCGACGGGGUCGGGCGAGGUGAUGGCGGUGUCGUCGAUCAUCGUUUAUGACAUCUAUCAGACCCACAUCAACCCCUACAGAAAGGGACACACAAGAAACACGUGUCUUUUGUGUGGCAAAAUGAAACCCUUACCAAAUAAUGCCACCAGUGAAAAGGACGAGCUGCAACCGUAUUGCGAAUGCACCCCAGCCGUGGACUGUCGUGACUGUGCACGUGACCAGAAGAACAAUAUUGAGAAGAAGAACCUAGGAGGUCAAAGGUUGUUCCUGUGUGAUCAGCAUGGUCAGUUCCGGAAGUACCAGGAGUCUCUGGUCCAGUUCAAGAGCUGGUGCAUCUUGUGGGUAACGCUUGCCAUCAUUCCCCUGGGGCUGCUGGUGAACGUCGCGGGGUUCGAUCUGAACUGGGUCAUGAUGGUGGGGUUCAUUAUCACCACGCCCUGUUUCCCGGGGUCCGUGCUGAGCAUCGUGUGGCUGAAGACGUCGGCCGUAGGAGCCACUGCAGGUGCCCUUUCCGGUUUGGUUGGAGGUCUCACAGCGCUCUUCUCAGUCGCAUCCACCUUCGACGGCGGCCUCAGCAACUUCCUCGUCAACACGUCUCAAAACUACUCCGUCGUGGCAGGAUCUAGCGCCAGCUUUGUCGUGUCACUUCUCGUCACCAUUGUAGUAUCUCUCAUAACACACGAGAUCUCGGACGAGACGGCCGAGAUGACAGAGUGGCAGAAAUUACGCGACAUAGAUAAUCCUCUAAAUCCUUGGGGAGAACAUUUUAAGGAGGAUUUCCCAUCACUCAAAGGAGCAAGACCUUCGGUUAAACAACUAGACUCUGUUUUCAGGAACGCCAAAUUGACGGCCUAUGUCGGAGGAGCUGUGAGUUUGACACUAUUCAUUGUUAUCCUGCCAAGUGUCAUGUCGGCGCUUCACGUUCUGACGUCAUCACAGUUCCGCGCUUACUUAAUGACUCUGCAGAUUUGGUGUUUCCUCAUGGCUGCGGUUGUAGUUAUAGUCGCUCCCAUGGAAGAAGUGAUAUUGGUUGUUAAACACAUACGCGGCAGGAAGGCAGCUGAAAAUAAAUCUUUAUUAAACGGCGGCAACAGAAAACCCGAUGCUGAAGAACUAAGGGAGACAACCCUCCUCUGAUAAUAUGGAUAUUGUAAAGCAUAUUGAUAGGUAGUAUCGUUAUCUGUUUUAUGCAUCAUUCAAUAUAUAUUGUUAUGACUGUCUAUAGUCAAUUGUUGCUUGACAAUGCACAAUCACAUUUUGUGUAAUAUGUAAGUGAGUCAUUUUUUUAGUUUUAGGACUUAGUUUUGACGAUGAUAGCUUCAUUGUAUACUACUCAACGUUUGUUAGAGAUGACCAUUAUAAUUGAGAAGCAACUCAUCACUGGUAUGAUCCUGUGAUGGCGGUCGGAGUAUUUCCUGUGGAUGAUUGGCCAAUGACAUAUCAUUGCAUGUGCUGCGAAGAAGAAGAGGAGACAAUUGAAAGAGACAGUUUCAAAUAAGUGAUUAAACAAUCAAUUUCAUAUUUCAAUAGAAGUGUGACUUUUUACACAAUAAAAUACAUGUUGUCAUUUCAAAA
Molecule: messenger RNA, 3097 nt
Organism: Haliotis rufescens (red abalone)
Lineage: Eukaryota; Metazoa; Mollusca; Gastropoda; Lepetellida; Haliotidae
Exons: 8
Coding region: 326-2659 (777 amino acids)
Biological process (GO): urea transmembrane transport
Cellular component (GO): plasma membrane
Molecular function (GO): urea transmembrane transporter activity
Source: RefSeq, a predicted model, not a curated record